UGCAGUAUUACGCGAUCGUUUGACGUAUAAACACAUUGCCUGUGUUCAGUAUCGAAAUUUGUUUCAAUUUUGAAAUGUCACGUGAAGUUUUUAGCCGGGAUUCAUUUAUUUGUAUUUUGAAGUGAAAAAAAAAAUCAGUUGAGUUGAGAGAAAUGAGUUUUAUUCACAUAAAAAAGUACUUUGUAGAAUUUGGACGUAAAUCUGAUGAUAAGUGAAUUAAAAACAUUGUCUAUUGACGUAUUCUCAAGGUCAUUCGAUCGUAAAAUACGUAUUUUGUUACUGAAACAUUGGUGAUCGAAGGCAUCGGUCAAAGUUUAGCAUGGAGAACGGUCAAUCGAAUCGAUUUCUGAAAUGGAAACGCACUGCAAAGACACUAGGCAUCAUGUUUGGCUUAACAUUUAUGAUCUAUUUUGCCGCUGUAUCUUAUCUGGUGGGAGCUAAAUUGAUAAUACCAGUCUUGGUAUCGGUCUUGAACUUGGUAGCCACGGGCACAUGGCUGCAUGGUUUGGCUAACAAUAAAACUGGUUUUUUACUACUAUCGCUCAUGGCUUGGGGCAUUCCGCUUAAUGUCAUGAUUGGUCUCAUUUUCUAUUUUAUACUUCAAAAACCGCUGUUUCGUGAAAUUGUGCCGAUAUAUUCGGCCCAUGAAAUUAUCGCAUUCGCUGUGACUGCACAUUUUGUACUUUUUUACUUCGUUUUGAUCGUCAGUUAUCGAUCGAUAAAAUUGCACGGAAGACGGACUGAAAGUGAUUUUGACUGGAAAAUCGUUGGCAUUGCGGUCGGUUGGCUUGUACUUGCAUUUAGCAUUGGGUUGACCACAUUCUUUAUAUACUUGUCAGUUAUUUAUAAAGCAACAAUUGCCCUUCUGGUCACUUGUUUGAUUUUUGGUGAGAUGAAUUUUCUUUUCAAUUUUUUUUUUAACGUAUAAACUUUUAGCCAAGACCAGCUAUGGCAAUUCUAACCAAACAAAAUACAAAUGAACCCGUGAGCAUAAAAAGAACGUAUUGACUCUUCGCCGAUGAAUACGAAACGCAAAAAAAUCGCCGAACAAAGUGAAACACCAAUCUGUUAUUGGAUCAAUAUGAAACAUGAAAUCGUUGGCCACUAUUUUAUUUACGUUGCGCUUUGUUUCGAAGC
Messenger RNA from Sitodiplosis mosellana (orange wheat blossom midge), 1137 nucleotides. RefSeq lists its product as uncharacterized. The record is from RefSeq and is a predicted model, not a curated record. NCBI's taxonomy places the organism in Eukaryota, Metazoa, Arthropoda, Insecta, Diptera, Cecidomyiidae. The transcript is spliced from 4 exons. The coding region runs from base 320 to 928 and encodes 202 amino acids.